Molecule: messenger RNA, 836 nt
Organism: Suillus bovinus
Lineage: Eukaryota; Fungi; Basidiomycota; Agaricomycetes; Boletales; Suillaceae
Product: actin depolymerizing factor
Exons: 5
Coding region: 245-664 (139 amino acids)
Biological process (GO): actin filament severing; actin filament depolymerization; cell motility
Cellular component (GO): actin cortical patch; actin cytoskeleton; cytoplasm
Molecular function (GO): actin filament binding
Source: RefSeq, a predicted model, not a curated record
CAUCAUCAAUAGCAUUCUUCCAACUUGCAUGUCCCUCCUGGCCAAGGGAUUUUCGACAUACUUAGCUGCGCAGGCCGCAGGCUACCGUGCGCGUGAGUCCGUGACUGCGGUCCGCAAGCGCAGUGUCACGUGAUGUGAUUGUUGGAUCGGAGCUGGCAACUGCCGUUUCAGUAUCCACUCUGCACUUAUCUUGAUCGCGAUUGUUUCCAACAUACUGCAUCUCUCUUUCAUUAUCUUAUUCGAUAUGUCGUCCGGAGUGGCAGUAGCUUCCGAAUGCUUCCAGGAAUUCCAACAAUUGAAGAUGUCCAAGUCGCUUAAGUACAUAUUAUUCAAGUUGAACGAUAGCCGGACAGAGAUCGUCGUUGACAAGACUUCGGGAAAUUCUGACUACGAAGAAUUUCUGGACAACUUGCCUGCCGAUGGUUGUAAAUGGGCGGUCUAUGACUUCCAGUAUAAGUUGGAAGAUGGAUCGCAGAGGAACAAGCUCUGCUUCUUCUCCUGGUCACCAGACAAUGCACCCAUUCGGGCAAAGAUGGUCCACGCAUCCUCGAAGGACGCAUUGCGGAAGCCCCUAGAUGGUAUUGGUGUGGAAAUCCAGGGAACGGAUCUGACUGAAGUUGCAUAUGAAACUGUCCUCGACAGAGUGAAGCGCUUCAGCCGAUAAGAGAGUUGUACCACUCGGGUUUGAUCUGUGAUGUUAGCUUGGAAGUUGCGCAUUACUGUAAACCUUGUUUUGAUGUAGUAAUCGUGAAGAUAGUUGUAUAAAGUUGCAAAGGAUUCACACUACGGUACGAACAAAUGUAGUAAAGAUUUUUCCAGAGUAUGAAGCAGUUCGA